UUUCAAAAUCUUUGGCUUUAACCAUUUUCUCUCUUUCUUCCUCAUCUGAAUUCUCUGCUUUCUUCAACUUCAAAGAGGCCUAAAAAGCAUGUUUAAAUAAGACAGAAGAAAAAAAUUGAUUUCAAGAAGUGAUUGAUAAUGGUGUCUUUUUGUCGUUGUUGGUUAGUAAGUAAUGCAAACUUAAAGGUUAAAUCUAUUAAUAUAGGACAGGUGGCCUUAUAUCAAGCAAUUCAGAUCUUGGUCAAUCUUCAACUUUUCCAUGUGUUCAACAACUUUUUCUGCUCUGACUAAUAAACAGCUAUCUAGCUCUUUUCAUACAAAACCUGGCCCAAUUUCCAUCUCAUUUUGAAAAAGAAAGAAAAAAAGAGAGAUGGGAAAUCCUCCAGUGAUCGCAUUCUACAUAACGAUCUCCUGCGUGGCCUUCGUUAUAUCGAAGAUUAUCAUCUCAAUACUUCUAUAUAAGAGAUGGAAAAGAAAGCAAAGGGUGUAUGAAGAUGGAUUCUCAGGUGGGAAAAUUGUUAUGUUUAGGUCUCCAGCAAUGGAGUCUCUGAAAUCGAAUGCAUUGUUGAAGAAGACACUUAGACUGGGCAACAAGGACAUAAUUGGUCGUGGAGGGUAUGGGACAGUUUAUAAGGUGAUAAUCGAUGAUUCCACAGCCUUUGCUGUGAAGAGACUCAACAAAGGAACUGAAGAGAGAGACAGAGGUUUCGAGAGAGAGUUGGAAGCAAUGGGAGACAUUAAGCAUAGGAACAUUGUCACUCUCCAUGGAUACUGCACAGCUUCUCAUUACAAUCUUCUUAUUUAUGAGCUAAUGCCUAAUGGAAGUUUGGAUUCAUUUCUACAUGGUAGGAGAGCUAUGAACGAGAAGAUUUUGGAUUGGCCAGCCAGAUACAAAAUAGCACUAGGUGCUGCCAGAGGAAUUGCAUACCUCCAUCAUGAUUGCAUUCCUCAUAUAAUCCAUAGAGACAUCAAAUCUAGCAACAUUUUACUGGAUCAAAACAUGGAGGCUCGAGUCUCGGAUUUCGGGCUCGCCACGCUGAUGGAACCGGAUAAGACUCAUGUUUCAACAUUUGUGGCUGGAACAUUUGGAUAUUUAGCUCCUGAGUAUUUUGAUACAGGAAGAGCAACAGCAAAAGGGGAUGUUUACAGCUUUGGUGUCGUCUUGCUAGAGCUCUUAACUGGAAAGAAACCAACAGAUGAAGCGUUUAUUGAGGAAGGAACCAAGCUUGUAACAUGGGUGAAGACAGUUGUUCAUGAGAAAAGGGAAGAGCUUGUACUUGACAGAAACCUAGACGAUUUCCCAGUUGAGGAGAUCAACAGAACAUUCAAUAUUGCAUUAAUGUGCCUUGAGACAGAACCAUCUAAGAGGCCUUCCAUGGCUGACAUUGUCAAGAUGCUUGAGCAAGUUAAAACUUCAGAGUAGUAAUAUACUUGUUAUUUUUUAUUUAUUUAUUUUUGGCA
Messenger RNA from Humulus lupulus (European hop), 1461 nucleotides. Its product is annotated as receptor-like serine/threonine-protein kinase At1g78530. Gene Ontology annotation, molecular function: ATP binding; protein kinase activity. NCBI's taxonomy places the organism in Eukaryota, Viridiplantae, Streptophyta, Magnoliopsida, Rosales, Cannabaceae. The transcript is spliced from 6 exons. The record is from RefSeq and is a predicted model, not a curated record. Gene Ontology annotation, biological process: protein phosphorylation. The coding region runs from base 371 to 1423 and encodes 350 amino acids.